GAGGAGAUAAUGAGACAGUGGAGGAGAGUCUGUUCAAGCGUUCAGUCUGUGCAGCAGCUCUCACUCAGUCUCUGUCUGUCUCUCAGCCUGUCUCACUCUCAGGAUGGACCGGUGUCAUUAUGGAUCAUUGAUCAUUCUGUUUCUGCUGCAGAUCAACUGUUUACAUUCACUUUACAUCACUGACGACACAGAUUCUCUCCAUCAGAUUCUGUCAGAGUUCAGACUCGUUCGUCCAAUCAGGACCGACUCACUGGGACGUUUUAUGUCAGCGUCAGUCUCCGCCCACCACCGCCCAAAAAGACACGCCCACGCGACCAAGGACACGCCCUCUGAUAAGAACAAUCCGGGACACAAAAAACAGACUCAGACAGACACGCCCACAGAUGCGUCACCAUUCAACCAGGCAGAUCACAGCUGGAGGGGGCAAGGUCAUAGGGCCGAGGAGAGGGAGCUUUUCUAUAAUGUGACCGUGUUUGGUCAGGAGCUCCACCUGCGACUGCGUCCGAACUCUCGUCUCAUCUCCCCCAGCGCUACCAUGGAGUGGGAGGAGUCAGGACAGCUUCACUCACAGCCAAUAGGAGACGCCGGCUGCUUCUACACAGGAGAGGUGUCCAACAUGGAGGACACAUCCAUUGCCAUCAGCAACUGUGAUGGGCUGGCAGGGCUGAUCCGUACCAGCCAGGACGAGUUUUUCAUCGAGCCGUGGGAUCGAUUGACUACAGGAGGAGGAGGAGAGGAGGAAGGAGGGAGACAACAUGUCAUUUAUCGCUCCUCAGCCGUGAUCAGGGCCCAGCCGGCUGUCAAUCAAACUGACACUGUCAAUCCCGGGUCUGAGGACUUUGUCCCAGGUCCUCUUUUAGGUUCUUUGAACUUGAACCAGAAUAUGUUCUGGUCAGGAUCGGGCUCAGCUCGACGCCGGCGCUACAUCGAGGAGGCUGAACUGUUUUAUAUCGAGGUUUUGUUGGCGGUGGAUUAUUCAGUUCUUCUUUUCCAUGGCCGAGACCACAUUCAGAAAUACCUUCUGACCCUGAUGAACAUAGUUAAUGAGAUCUAUCAGCACCAUUCUCUGGGUGCCAACAUCAACAUUGUCCUGGUCAGAAUCAUCAUGUUGUCUCCAGCAAAGUCCCAGGAGCUGAUUGCUGUGGGGAACCCACAGAAGAGUUUGGAGAAUGUUUGUGGCUGGUCCUAUCUUCAGCACAGGGAGCAGAGUCACGCUGAGCAGCACGACCACACCAUAUACCUGACCAGGCAGGAGUUUGGCCCCUCCGGCAUGCAGGGUUACGCUCCAGUAACAGGAAUGUGCCAAUUACAUCGGAGCUGUGUCCUUGUCUUUGAGGAUGGGUUUUCUUCAGCUUUUGUAGCUGCACACGAAACAGGACACGUGUUAGGCAUGGAGCACGACAGUGAGGUGAAUGACUGCGAUGACGACGGCAGCAUCAUGUCUCCACGGGUUCAGGCCACAUUCCGCCAUUACCACUGGUCUCGGUGCAGCUGGGGGGAGCUGCACGAAUACCUGCAAACAUACGACUGUCUCCGUGAUGACCCAUUCAACCACGAGUGGCCAGCUCAGCCUCAGCUGCCGGGGUUUCAGUACUCAAUGGAUCAACAGUGUCGUUUCGACUUUGGAAGUGGAUACAGUGUCUGUACUGCAUAUUCGAGCCAUGACCCCUGUAAACAGCUGUGGUGCAGCAGCUAUGACCACCCAUUCUUCUGUAAGACCAAGAAAGGCCCACCGCUCGACGGGACGAAGUGUGGACCAGGAAAGCAUUGUUUUAAGGGUUACUGUAUAAAGUUGACCCCUGAACACCUGCGACAAGAUGGUAACUGGGGAACAUGGAGCUCGUAUGGCAGCUGCUCAAGGACCUGCGGGGGCGGGGUCAGGUUUCGGAGCAGACGCUGCGACAACCCAGCUCCAGCCAAUGGGGGGCGCAUCUGCUUCGGGAACAGUUACGAGUUCCAGCUGUGCAGCCGGGAGGAGUGUCCACCGCUGACUGACUUCAGGGAGGAUCAGUGUAAAGUCUGGAAUCCAUUCUUUGAACAUGAAGGAAGGAAACACCACUGGCUGCCGUACCAACACCCUGACCCUGACGAGCGCUGCCAUCUGUACUGCCAGUCGAAGGAGACGGCGGCGGCGGUGUCCAUGAACAGAAUGGUGCAUGAUGGGACGCCGUGUUCUUAUGGUGAUGCCUACAGCGUCUGUGUCCGAGGAGAGUGUGAGCAUGUUGGUUGCGAUGGGCAGAUCGCUUCAGACCAGCAGGAGGAUAGAUGUGGAGUCUGUGGAGGAGAUAACUCCAGCUGCAAGGUCAUCAAAGGAAACUUCACCCGCAGCACCAAGAAACAAGGAUACCUAAAGAUCCUGGAGAUCCCCAAAGGAGCGCGACACCUGCUGAUCCAGGAGUUCAAAGGGACUCCUCAUGUCCUGGCGUUAAAGAACCAGGAGACAGGUCACCUCUUCCUCAACGAUGGAGAUGAGCUCCCACAAUCCCGAGUAUUGAUUGAGAACAGUGUAGCCUGGGAGUACAGCAACACUGAUGAGCAGGAGUCCAUCCAGACCACAGGGCCUCUGAAGUAUGGGGUCCUGCUCAUGGUUCGCCCCGAUGGCGACUCCAAGGUGACAGUGUCCUAUAAGUACAUCAUCCAGGACCGUCUCCGGUCCUCGCUGGAGUCCAACAUGGUGCAGGAGGGUGCCAUCUUCUAUGAGUGGGCGCUGAAGAAGUGGUCGCACUGCUCCAAGCCCUGUGGAGGAGGAAAACAGUACACCAGGUUCGGCUGCAGGAGGAAGGCUGAUGGUAAAAUGGUUCACAGGAUGUUCUGCUCCAACAUCAGCAAACCGAGAGCCAUCAGCCGCAACUGCAACACCAAUGCCUGUAGCUCGCCACGCUGGGUGACAGGGGAUUGGGAGGACUGCAGCGCCUCCUGUGGUCAAACCGGGUGGCAGCGCCGCUGGGUGAGCUGCCAGCAGGAGUCCAGCAGCGGACAGAAGCUGCGCUCGGUGCUCAGCAAGCUCUGUGGUGAUGAUCGACCAGACGGAAAACGCACCUGCAACCGCUUCCCCUGUCCCGCUGCCUGGCGAGCCGGGCCCUGGACCUCGUGUUCAGUCUCAUGUGGAACUGGGACUCAAGAACGUCAGGUUGCAUGUUCAAGUCCCAGGGGUUCAGCUGGAAACUGUUCAGAGCCUCGGCCACUCACAACCCGCACCUGCGAGGCCCCACUUUGCAGGGGUGACCAGAAUAACUCCACCAUCCAGUGGCUGUCCAGGUCCAACCCAGACUUCUCAGCUCCGAGCAUCUCCUCCACUGCUCCUGCUGUGUCUCCAGGACAGCGUUGCCGUGCUGACCGCUCAACAUUUUGUCGAAUGGAAGUGUUGCGUCGGUACUGCUCCAUCGCUGGAUACCGACAGAUGUGCUGCAAGUCCUGCAGCAAAGGAAACUUCAGCAACUCCAACAACUUUAGCAACUUCAGCAGCAUGAACCCAUCACUCAACACCAGCAGUUUGUGGAGUUUGACCACGGAGAUGACAACUUCAGCUUCCACCUCCACCUCGUCUGACAGCGGCCACAUCAUUGGUGACAUCAUCAGCAUGCCACCUACCACCUUCACUGUAGGUCCAUCCCCCACCAGAAGGAGCAGCAGUGAUUUUGUCUACGUUGAGUAUGAUGAUUAUGAUGAAUAUACAUCCUAUGAGAAUCCAUCGAUUUCAUCUGAGCCUGAUGAGAUUGUUCCAACUACCGCUAGUACAACUACAAGACGUCCAAGAAAAACUGCACCACCACAUUUAUUGAAGAAGACAACUACCACUCCCACAAUGCUCCCUGUGAUAACUGCUGGCAGUCUGACAACAAUGGUGGUCCAGACGUCUGCUGUCCCAGAAUUCUCCACUACAAUGUCACCUGAUUCUGAUGACGUCAUUGAUAUCACAUCAUCAGAAGAGUGGGGCCUUCAAACUGAAAUCAGUCUGAUAGAAACUGAACCAACGCCAACAUCGUCUUCGUCCUCCUCCAUCUCGCUCUCAAAAAAGGAGAACAACUCAGUGGACAGGAUCCCGUACCGGAUCCCGGGUUUGGACAGUGACACCACUAGAGGACAGCAGAACUACUUUGUGCUGCGGAUGCCACCGAUCCGUGAGCGAACACAAAACAAACGUAUCCAGGAGCUCCUGAAUGAGAAACGACGGCAGGAUCUAUUGAGGAGAUCCAGCAGGAGCAGGACUGAUAGGAAACACACCGGAUUAUAAAAAGACUUGAAUAAACCUGCAGACUGUUUUUCUUGUUCACUCUUGAUGUCGCAUGUACAGCUUGCUCACUUCCCGCUACUGCUAGCGGACUCUUAAUGAGAAACAGCAGAGCUGAUUCGUCACACAAUCAUCUCUCAUCUUCAUAACGUUCUGAUGUACAGUUAGUGUUUGAUAAUGAAGCAUCACAAAGUCUAGACCUGGUCCGAGAAGAUGAACUGCAUAAGGUGACCCCUUUGCUUUAGAAAACGCCCGGUCUGUUAAAGCUUUUCUGGUUUUCACAGUCAUGAUGUUUGUACCAAAUAAUCCUGUUUCUAAAUAAAGCAAAGUCUCGUCCA
Messenger RNA from Monopterus albus (swamp eel), 4569 nucleotides. Its product is annotated as A disintegrin and metalloproteinase with thrombospondin motifs 2-like. Gene Ontology annotation, molecular function: metalloendopeptidase activity. NCBI's taxonomy places the organism in Eukaryota, Metazoa, Chordata, Actinopteri, Synbranchiformes, Synbranchidae. Gene Ontology annotation, biological process: proteolysis; extracellular matrix organization. The transcript is spliced from 25 exons. The record is from RefSeq and is a predicted model, not a curated record. The coding region runs from base 104 to 4234 and encodes 1376 amino acids. Gene Ontology annotation, cellular component: extracellular matrix.